GCCAUUGUGCAUUUCACAUAAAAAGCUCUUGAAUUGAAACAUUUCAUCACUCAUCUAUUAUCCAAUAUGGGUCAAGAAUCAGGUCCUGGCGUCGGCUUCGAGUUUCCACCUGUCGAGGUGUCGUGGUUGAAGCGCGAUGUUCUGCUGUUCGCAAACUCCAUCGGAGCUACAUAUCCAGAUGAGUUGCAUUUCCUCUAUGAACUGCAUCCCUCUUUUGCCGUAUUCCCCACCUACGCCGCUAUCCUUCCGUUCAAGCAUACCGACCAGGAGGUCAUUGAUUUCUACGCGCGCAGCAACGCGACGCCAAUUGAGGGCGUCCCCAAGUUCGACACCACGCAUGUUGUCGACGGCGAGCGCAAAACGGAAUUUCUCAAGCCACUACCCGUAACAAGCAAGGGCCGCAAGUUUGAAGUCAGGAGCAAAGUGUUGGGCGUGUACGACAAGGGCAAGCCCGGUACCGUUGUCGAGUCAGAGCACUGCCUUAUCGACGUUGAGAGCGGAGAGACAUACACCAGGAGUGUUGGCAGCGGCUUUUACGUCGGACAAGGAGGAUGGGGCGGUCCAAAGGGCCCCAAGGUUCCCAGCUACCCGCCUCCCUCACGCAAGCCCGACCAAACGCACACCUUCCAGACCACGCUGGAAACCGCCCAUUUGUACCGCCUCAACGGCGACUACAACCCGCUUCAUGCAGACCCUGAGCCCGGCAAGAAAAUGGGCUUCGGCGGCACCAUUAUCCACGGUUUGUUCUCCUGGAACAUGGCUGCGCACGCCGUGCUCAAGGCGUUUGGCGCUAGCAAGCCCGAGAAUCUCAAGGAGUUCCAGGCGCGAUUUGCGGCACCGGUCAAGCCGGGUGACAAGCUUAUUUUCGACAUGUGGAAGAUGGGCAACAAGGACAGCCAGGGAUUCGACGAGAUGCGGUUUAUUGUGCGUGUGGACGGCGGCAAGACGGUGCUUACCAAUGGCCGGGCGCUGGUCAAGUGUGAGGAGCGCCAGGACAAAGCCAAGUUGUAGGUCUAUGUGUAUAUAACAUGUAAACAUUAUUGAGCUAUCAUGAAUUUGCU
Molecule: messenger RNA, 1061 nt
Organism: Exserohilum turcica Et28A
Lineage: Eukaryota; Fungi; Ascomycota; Dothideomycetes; Pleosporales; Pleosporaceae
Exons: 3
Coding region: 67-1011 (314 amino acids)
Cellular component (GO): peroxisome
Source: RefSeq, a predicted model, not a curated record